AGAUAGGUUGAGAAAAAAAUCAGUAGAUUGGGAAUGUAAGAAAAGGGCUCUAGUGGUCUGUGAUUAGAUUAGUGCCUGGCAAUAGCGGUGUCGGCUGAGUUAUUCUGGACUGGGGGUGUUAGUUCAUAAAUUGAUAAACCGCUCCAAGAACUCCGGGUGUCUUGUGCUGGGAGAGUAGGGUCACGUGGUUUCAUGUUGGACCGGUGCCGUCUGCUCUGUGAUUCUGACUAUUGUCCACUUGACGACCUCCAUCCUUAGCCGAUGAUCUCGCGAUGACGUCAGCACCCAGUAACGUCCGUGUGUCAGACGGCGGGCUGUCAGCCCAGGACCUGAUCAAGAUGAAGGCGGCCAUCAAGUACGGCCUCCUCCGCAAGAAAAACUCCAAACUGACCAUCGGCAAGUGGCCGUACCGGUUCAUCGUUCUGGUCAAGGAAGCCGUCUACGUCUUCCACGACGAGAAUUCUAAGACGGCCUCCAACCGGUUUUCUUUGACCGGCUACAACAGAGUGAAACGAGAGGACUCCAAGUCACAUGACUGGUGCUUUGUUAUCGUCCCCGCGCAGAAAAAACAAUCCGUCAAGUCACAGUUUUUCGCGUGCGUCAGCGACCAAGAACGUAAAGACUGGAUGCGGGCAAUUAAAAACCAAAUCUACGCUUCCAACAACGUUCAGAUUCCAGAACUAGGAGGGCUGCUCUCUUCAUUAGGAAACGAGGAAGAAUACAACGAUCUCGAAUCUAUCGUCUUCCCACCGGAAGAUAAAAACAUUGACAAUGACACCGAUUCUGAUUUUUCGGACAGCUCGGAUGAAUUUGAAGAACCGGUCGCGCCGGUUUAUAAAACUAAAAGAUCUCAAUCCUUGCCGCAUGUCCCCUCAGACUUCGCCGCCAAACUUAAAGCGUUGUCUUCCGGUACCAGCACAUACGAGGAUAUCACCCCGCUGCCUGUCUGUAAGGAAGAAGACGAACUUAAAACCAAACCUAAAAGAAAAUUCACGCGAUCGCCAUCCGACCCUCAGCCAAAACCUCCCCCACGGUACAGCGAGGUUGUAAAUGUAAUCCCAGAACCGGAUUACGCCAAUUUAAAACAAAUACAAGAAACGUACCAAACCCUGGACGAGUGUAAACCAUCUCUAGAGGCCAUGUGUACGGUCGACGACCCCAACCCAGACCGCGAUCACCUGAUCUGUCUGUUGCAAGCCAAACAAGUUUACGGAACUUACCUGAUCCGGAAAUCGCGCCAGAGCGACGAUAAAGUCCUGUCCUAUUUAACUCGCAAUUUGCACGUGAAAGAAUACAAAAUCUACAGCUCCGGAAACGAAUACUCUCUCGAUAAACUCAAUUAUUUCGCCACGAUAGACGCUUUGCUUGACCAUUACACAAAAAAUGAACAUCUACCGAACAGUGAUAAUUUUCUUAAUAAGGGAUAUAACCAAGUUCAUUAAUGAUUAAAAUUUUUACGUAGUUUUCUCUUAUUUUCCUUUAUAUCCUUAUUUUAAAAAGCAAUUUGACUCGAAGUUUAAAUAUUGUGCUAAGAACUAAAGACAAAGUAGUCGAAAAUGUAUUCAACAUUUACCGAAUAAGGGAUACAACCCAGUUUAUUAAUGGUUUAAAUUUUAACAUAAUCGUUACAUCUAUUUCCCCUUAUUUUAUUUUAAUAGAACAAAAAUUAAAAGUUAAUUUGAAUUUGAAAUUUAAACAUUAUGUUUACAACAGCAAAAAAGCGUAAAAUAAUUAAUUUCAACUGUGUACACAUUAUUUUAUUUUUAAAAAAUUCCUACUAAUUAAUAGAAUAAGCAUCUGCAGAUAGUGUAUGUGUUCAACAGUUAUUGAGUUCACAUGCUGGUAGUUAGAUAAUUUUUAUAAGUGCGAUGUUUAGAAACAAAAUAAACCUGGAACAAAGCAAGCUGUCUGCAAAAGAUGAACAGAACAAAUGCUAUUUUCUACAAGCAGUUUGACGAAUGUUGCAAAAUUUAACAAAAUUAUAAUAUGUAAAAAUGUAGUUAGAAACACUCGUAUACACUCGUAUACACUAGUAUACACUCGUAUACACUCGUAUACACUAGUAUACACUCGUAUACAGCCCUCCACCAUCUGUAUUAGUACAGAUAAACCCUCCCCCCUCCCCCCUCCCCCCCACACACAUACACAUACAAUAAUUUUUCAACACUUUCUUACGUGUUACCUGUUUAGUUUCUAAUGCGCAAACUUUAGAUGUGUUAAUCAACCUGAAAUUUGUCAAGUAGAGUUGAGAAUUGUGAUAUAUUAUUUCGUCUUGAAAGUGUUUGAAUUUUAGUUUACUGUUUCAUGUACAAAUAAUAAAAUAUACAUUCAACCUGUUUAUCAGACUUUUGAUGUUGUUUGUAAGUCGUGAAAGGCUGAUUUCU
Physella acuta is the source of this 2384-nucleotide messenger RNA. RefSeq names its product SH3 domain-binding protein 2-like. Lineage: Eukaryota; Metazoa; Mollusca; Gastropoda; Physidae. The record is from RefSeq and is a predicted model, not a curated record. Gene Ontology annotation, biological process: signal transduction. Gene Ontology annotation, molecular function: SH3 domain binding.